This is a messenger RNA of Corticium candelabrum, 1182 nucleotides long. Its product is annotated as N-acetyl-D-glucosamine kinase-like. The record is from RefSeq and is a predicted model, not a curated record. NCBI's taxonomy places the organism in Eukaryota, Metazoa, Porifera, Homoscleromorpha, Homosclerophorida, Plakinidae. The coding region runs from base 31 to 1056 and encodes 341 amino acids. The transcript has a single exon. Gene Ontology annotation, molecular function: N-acetylglucosamine kinase activity.
UAAGUAUGACGUCAUAGCCUUUUUGACGAGAUGUCGUACUAUGGCGGUGUUGAAGGUGGAGCUACAGCGUCUCGGACUGUCAUUUUGUCGUCUCGCGGAGAUGUUGUAGGCAGAAGUGAAGGUGCUGCAACAAAUCAUUGGCUGAUCGGGAUAGACGAAUGCGUUCGAGUUGUCCAUGAGAUGCUAGUCGAUGCAAAAAAGAACGCUGGCAUCGAUCCUUCUUCUCCUCUCAAGUCUCUAGGACUGACUCUGAGCGGAGGAGAGAAAAUGAAAUUCCAGCAGGAAAUGGAAGGAGCGCUACGUCGUCUCCAUCCAAGCAGCAGCCUUUCCUACACUAUCACUACCGACACGUUUGGUUCGAUUGCGACUGCUUCUCCGCGCGGUGGUAUUGUUCUCAUCGCUGGAACAGGUUCAAACUGCCAAUUGGUCAAUCCCGACGGGUCAGUCUACAGCUGCGGAGGAUGGGGACAUGCUAUUGGUGAUGAAGGCUCCGCCUAUUGGAUCUCGCAGCGAGCAAUCAAAGUUGUGUUUGAUGCCGAAGAUGGACUGCAGGAACCCGAGCAUGACGUUUCUUGGCUGAAGAAAACAGUCUAUGAUUAUUUCAAUCUGAAAACACGUAGUGACAUUUUGCCAUACCUUUAUACCAAUUUUCAGAAGCCGGUCAUUGCUGGCUUGUGUCAAAUGUUGGCAAAAGAUGGAAAAAGUGAUCGUCUUUGUAGAAGUCUGUUUUAUGCAGCAGGUGAAGUUCUGGCAAAGCACAUCAGAGCUAUUGCUCCUUAUAUAAACCAUGACAUGUUAAGCGUUUCUGGAGGUCUGCCUAUAGUGUGUGAAGGAUCAGUGUGGAAGAGUUGGGAUCUCCUCCAAGAUGGCUUUCUUCAUACACUAUAUCCACCAGGUAGCAACCCAGUCCAUGUGCAAGAAUUUAGUUUGCUUCGCCUUACUCAACCUGCUGCUAUCGGAGCUGCUGUUCUUGGUGCAAAAAAAGUUGGUGAUAAGCUGCCUAUAGACUACUCUACUCAUGUAACUCAACUGUACCACUUUGCAUCAAGUGAAUGAGGAGAGCAAUUAAAGUUUCAAUGCAAAUAAUUUGUCAGUGUGUUGAGUGAUAGAGCUACUGUAGCUUUUGCUUUUGCUUGCUGUUAUGGUAUACUACCGGUGCAUGGGCUCUUAAUUAAGAGAACA